This is a messenger RNA of Quercus lobata, 387 nucleotides long. Its product is annotated as gibberellin-regulated protein 12-like. The record is from RefSeq and is a predicted model, not a curated record. The transcript has 3 exons. Lineage: Eukaryota; Viridiplantae; Streptophyta; Magnoliopsida; Fagales; Fagaceae. The coding region runs from base 62 to 349 and encodes 95 amino acids.
AAUUCAAUAGCACCAUCAGUGAUCAGCCUUGUACCUCCAGAACCUAGAUCCUGAAGAAAAUAUGGUGAGGCUAUCAUGGCUGCACCUUGGCUUAUUUCUCAUUGUUAUCAUUUCCUUUUCCAUUGGAGUUCUAGACGCUGGUGGGGAAGGCUCACUUCUCACAGAAGAGUGUCCAAGCGCCUGUGACUAUCGGUGUUCAGAAACACAUCAUCCGAAGCCUUGUUUAUUCUACUGCAACCAAUGCUGUGACAAAUGUCUGUGCGUUCCCUCGGGCACAUAUGGACACAAGGAAGAAUGUCCAUGCUACAACAACUGGAAAACUAAGGAAGGUGGGCCCAAGUGCCCAUGAAGUGGUAAACCUUGAUAAAGCGAGAAUGCAGCCGAAAA